AUGCGAAUUUCUCAUCGCCUCUUGUGUUUCGCAACAAUCGCAACAUCAAUUCUCAUACACAAGCCUUCCAAGGUGGAGCCGUGGGCAUGCAACACCCGGAUCCCCAGGGUCUUCGAAGGCCCAUCUCGCGAAUGCCACUGCCCUUCACCGAUAUUCUCCACCAAACAUCUAGGAGAAGGCACAUCUGGCGUGGCGAGAAAGCUCUCCGAUACCGCCUCAGGCCAGAUUGUGGUAGUCAAGACACACGGCCUCCGUCACGAAGACGAGAGCGAAGAAGCCUACCUUGCCUUUAUACAAAACGAGUACAGAACUGCAUCUUCCCUCUGGCACCCCAACAUAGUAGAGACCUAUGACAUCUACCAAGACGAGCACGAGGCAUGGCAUCAGGUAAUGGAGCCUCUUGCAGUGCGGUUGGACAGACUUUUGGAAGUCACGGAAAAUGCUUCCUGGGAUAUCAUCGACUCCAUUUUCAGUCACAUUGUGCAAGGAAUCGCGCAUAUGCAUUCCCUUGAGAUUGCCCACAUGGAUAUCAAGGUCGAAAAUAUAGGGAUUAGUGCUGCGGGCGCGGUAAAAAUAUUUGAUUUUGGGAGCGCGCAUCCAAUACUCGGCGCCGGAGGUGUCCCGAACCUCGCCCAGGGAAUCCAUGGCACCCUACCAUAUCUCGCUCCCGAGAUUCUCAAAAACACACCAUAUAGCCCGGCUGCGGCAGACGUCUGGGCACUUGCCAUCCUGUACAUCCGCAUAUCCACUGGCCAAUUCCCCUGGGAGAAGGCCAGAUUGUGGGACACCUCUUUCCGCAUGUUUUGUCGUGAUGAUGCGGAGUUUAAACCCACAUCAGGCUUGAGGAGUAUUGGCGACUUGCCGGAUCUGCCAAUCGACAGCAAAUCGAUGCGAGGGCCGGCCAAUGUACUAGAAUUGCUUCCCAGGCACGUCCGCCCAAUGCUUGGGCGGAUGUUGGAUUUAGAUCCGGCAUCAAGACCAACUGUUGACGAACUCGUUUCACAAGGUUGGAUCAAAAACUCAAGGAAACCGACCAAAGCUGAGUUGACCCGGUGGGCAGAUGUGCCAGACAUAUCCGACAACAUAUCGGUCAGGCCAGAGCUAGUUUCAUAUGACUACUAG
Cladophialophora immunda is the source of this 1122-nucleotide messenger RNA. RefSeq lists its product as uncharacterized. The record is from RefSeq and is a predicted model, not a curated record. The transcript is spliced from 2 exons. The coding region runs from base 1 to 1122 and encodes 373 amino acids. Gene Ontology annotation, cellular component: cytoplasm. Gene Ontology annotation, biological process: protein phosphorylation. Lineage: Eukaryota; Fungi; Ascomycota; Eurotiomycetes; Chaetothyriales; Herpotrichiellaceae. Gene Ontology annotation, molecular function: protein serine/threonine kinase activity; ATP binding.